CUCUUCCUUUGUACACACACACACUAAUCCUCAUCUGUUAGAAGACAGGACGUUCACCUCCAGUGUGAUGGCUGACAAGGAGCUCGCCAGAGUGAGAGGGAGAUUUGUGGAAAAAGUCUCCAAAGCUUUAAUCAAGCAGCUGCUGGAUGACCUGCUGGAGGACCGCUUGUUGAACGAUGGGGAGACCGACUCUGUGCUGGAGGACAACACGGGGAAAGCGGACAUGGCCCGCUGCCUCAUCGACAUGGUGAGGAGGAAAGGGGACAGAGCCAGCAGGAAGAUGAUCCAACACCUUGAGAACAGAGACCCUACACUUCACUCCGAACUCGGCCUCACCUGUAAGCCAACGCCAGUUCCAGCUCCUCAGAACCAGCACGCCUGGUCAAACUCCCUCGUCACCACGACCGACUCCUUCUGGAACGAGAAACGGAAAUCCAAAGAUGUUUACGCCGUGUCAGAUGAGUCCCUCAGAAGUCGCGUGGCCCUUUUAAUCACUAACAGAAACUUUGCUAAUGAGAGAUUAACCAGAAAGGGAGCCGAGAAAGACGAGGAGAACAUGGAGAAACUGCUGAGAUCCCUGGGAUAUGAGGUGGUGAAGCACAACGACCUCACUGCACAGAGGAUGAAUGAGGUUCUGCACACUUUCGCAGAGCAUCCGAAGCUGAGGGACACCGACAGCGUGUUUGUGGUGAUCAUGUCUCAUGGGAAACGCGAAUGUGUCUUUGGGGUCAACCACAGCGAGGAAAAUAAAGAUGAAUUCCCCGUCGACAACAUCUACAGACACCUGGGUCCCCAGGAAUGCCCUGCCUUGAUGAACAAACCCAAGAUCAUCAUCAUCCAGGCCUGCAGAGGAGAGACGGGUGGAUCCGUGUUAGUCAGUGACAGCGCUUCGGCUAAGGUGGUCUCUGAUGAUGUGUCGCAGCAACUUCCUGCUAAUGGAGGCGGCAAGAUUGUUGACGAUGCUAUCCGAUACGUCCACAAAGAAAAGGACUUCAUCUCCCUCCUGUCCAGCACUCCGGACACCGUCUCCUACAGAAGAGAGGAUCUGGGCUCCUUCCUGAUUCAGUACAUCGCUGAGGUCUUCAACACCUGCUCCCACGAGGACGACAUCGACGAGCUUUUCAGGAAGGUCAUGCAGCGCUUUGAGGAGUUUCCUGAUAACACCAAAAGACAAAUGCCAACAAAAGACAGAUGCACUCUAACGAAGCGCUUCUACCUUUUUCCAGGCCACUGAGACAGCCAACGUUUGGUAAAUCUGUGAAGCUAACAUUAAUUAGCAUUAACAUUUACUGUUUGAUAAACCACUGUGACAUUGAAUUGUGCCAUUAAAAUGCUCCUUAUGUGUAUCUUUAUAUAAAAUUCUACAUAUACGCAUACCAAGAUGUCGGGCUUUUAAUCUUGUUUAUUCUUUUAAUUAUUUUUUUAGACUGUGAGUGAUUGGAUUAUUUUACUAAGGAGUGCAUAUUUACUUUAAUUGGAUUCAGUUUCAUUAACUUUGGACUAUUUCUUUAUACUGUGCUU
Messenger RNA from Xiphophorus maculatus (southern platyfish), 1521 nucleotides. Its product is annotated as caspase-1-like. Bases 68 to 1234 code for a protein of 388 amino acids. Gene Ontology annotation, biological process: regulation of apoptotic process; proteolysis. The transcript is spliced from 8 exons. Gene Ontology annotation, molecular function: cysteine-type endopeptidase activity. Lineage: Eukaryota; Metazoa; Chordata; Actinopteri; Cyprinodontiformes; Poeciliidae. The record is from RefSeq and is a predicted model, not a curated record.